Eufriesea mexicana is the source of this 8181-nucleotide messenger RNA. It is a transcript of the gene cdi, whose product is annotated as serine/threonine kinase. The coding region runs from base 1256 to 4669 and encodes 1137 amino acids. NCBI's taxonomy places the organism in Eukaryota, Metazoa, Arthropoda, Insecta, Hymenoptera, Apidae. Gene Ontology annotation, molecular function: ATP binding; protein serine/threonine kinase activity. Gene Ontology annotation, cellular component: cytoplasm; nucleus. Gene Ontology annotation, biological process: actin cytoskeleton organization; protein phosphorylation. The record is from RefSeq and is a predicted model, not a curated record. The transcript has 7 exons.
AGUAUCGCCGAUAGACGGCGUGCGGCGGAGCAGUUCAUUUCUGUAAUGGCCGCUGUCUGGCGUUGUCGGUGAAUCGGUCUCUUUUGCAAUCUCGCGAAGAAAAAAUUGCACAGCGUUAUCGUUUACGAAAAUUUAGUGCGCGGCAUUCCAUGUGACGAGAGGUGUGGUGUUGGCUCGUGCAUGGUGUGUAUGGUGGUGCAUAGUUGUGACUGCAAGACGGACGGUCUGUCGAGAAAAUUCAAAUCGGAUGUGCGCUGGUGUCCCACUGUUUACUCGACCCACCGACCAUUCAGAGUGGUAGAUUAAAAAAAUCGUGCUAGUAACAGGAAGGAUCACUGAUCGCGAUCGCACGAUAUGCGAUCGAAUAUCGUCGAUCAACGUCGCGUCGUGUCGGAGUCGCACGGUUUCGUCGAGCGAAGGUUCGUCCUCGAACAGUAAACAAAAGUGACAGCGUGUGGAUGCCGUUCGGUCAUGCCUCCUGUCUCGUCCGUGUUUGUCGACAGUAUUUGACGUCUUGUUCUUCGCGAGCCCGAAUUCCCUCACGUGGUUCAAGGUCUUCUAAAAUCAACCUAACGCUACGCUGCCAACAGGCCCAGUGAGAUUCACGCCACUUUCGCGAUCGAAUGUAUCUCGAGUGUGUUGUCACUGACAGCAACGCGGAGCGCGCUUUUCCCGGUUAUCGCUUGCGUUCUCGUAUCUUCUUCAAGGACUCGUCCCAGAAUUUCUGACACGAAGGGCAUAAUAUCUUCGCGAAGCAUAAAACAAGGAAAACAGCGGGCACGUCGUUUCCAUUUGCGCAGAUUUCUUGCAGGAAAGUCAAAGUCUCCUGCCGUGUUUCGAGGGCGCUCGAAGAGGAGAGAGAUGUGCCAAGUUUCGCCUUUGCGGAUGUUCCAUGUGCUUCACGAGUUGCUCGACGUUGACCGCUUGCCGCACUGCGUCCCCUGCUAGGACCAUGUCCUAGCCAGCCGUGAUUCCGCGGAACGCGUGAUCCCACUGCCAAUCGAACGAGCGUAAGACACCUCCUGAUUCCGAAGUAAACGCGAUCCUGAGAUGCCGGGCUACCGCCUCAAGGACGUAGCUCGUCGCCUCGAGAGUCUUCCCGAUCGAGCAUCGACGACCUCGUUCGUUUGAACGGCGAACGAGAGACGCCGUCACGUCCAGCGACAAGACUGAUAAUCCGUGUAAUGCAGCGCGCAGAGGCGACGACCUCCCGUCCCGAUUCAAGCUGCUCAAUCUUCUCACAAUAACGGGGAAAAUGUUCGGCAAGGUGCCACCGUCGAACACACCAGGACCACCAGCGAGCGAUGGGUCGUCCGCCAAGUCCUGCGUCAGGCCGGCAGGGACCGCCUGUUUGCCGUGUUUCUCGGUCGACGAGACGCCAGCCAUCCUCACCGAGGAUAAGUCCAAGCCAUGGAGGCCCAAGGACAACUGCGCGCCCGUGGUCUCCGAAGCACCCUCUACGGGUAUAGAGGACAAGCAGAAGCUUUGGAGAUCGAAGGAGAACUGUAACUCUUCCGUCAUCUUCGAGCCACCUUGUAGCACCGAGGACAAGUGCAAGCCGAAGAGAGCGAAGGAUGGAUCGUGUCCUCUGAACGAGUACUCCAUCAUCACGGAGGAGAAGAGCAAGUCGUGGAGGUUGAAGGAGAAUUGCCACGUGUGCGUAGCCCCCGAGGUAGCUUGCCUCGUCGAUGACAAAUCGAAGGUGAGAAGAAGCAAGGAAACCUGCGCAUCCUGCGAGUGUGUCGUGACAGAGGACAAAAAGCCUCGGAGGUCUACGAAGGACUGCACCAGUUCGCUGGUUCCGGAAGCAACUUCCGUGGACGAGAACAAGAAUCGGAGAGCCUGUAAAGAUUCGAACAUCGUGGUAAGCGUGGACCUGUACGGUGGUUCGCAAGCGUCUAGUUCCUCGCCUAACUUUUCCCAAGCGUCCAUCGCGUUCGUCGAGGUGAAUAGACCUAGCAGGACCGAGUCGACCGGCUGCUCGGUCGCAAAGAACUGCUGCUCCAAAUACUCGGCCAAGGAGUCGUCUAGCCACGGAAGAAAUCACACGGGUCUGCUGGCCAAGACGACCAGCGUCGCGUCCAGCCUGCCCGCUCACAAGUGCGCGUCGAACUCUAAUUCCGCGAGCUUCGCGAAGUCUUCUAGUUGCGCGACAGCCAGUGCCACGAAAUCGCAAAGGGUACUUUGUUCCACUAGUCUGAGCAGUUUGAACGCCGACUCUGGCCCGAGGGAGUCGAUCAAGCUCGCGAAAAAGCACGUCGGCCUGAAUCACGAGUAUCUCGCAGGUAAAGAGCAGCAACAACAUUUACCCGGAGGAAAGUCUGUUUGCAGAGAGACGCAGAGGAACGUCGCGCAGGCUGGACCAUUCGCGGCGAGCAAAUCUUCCACGAGGUCUUCCGAUGCGGGACAUUCGGCGUCCAAGAGUCGACCCUUGUCGGAGUUCAGCGACGAUCUAGUCGACUCGUCGAUGGAUUAUACCACGAUUUCCGUGAUUCAGCCGACCGAUGAAUCCUGUCAGAAGUCGUCAACCAAGUACGCCGUCGACAGCGACGUCGUGGACAUGGUCGUUUCGGCAACUUCGUCGUCCAGUAGCUGCGAACAACGAAACUGCAGAGGCGACUUCGCCACGUCCACGCCGUCCAAAGACUGGAUGAAAUCCACCGGCGACGCGUUGCAGCAGAGUUGCAUUUCCUGUUUGCCGCAAGAUCUUCCAACGGAGCUGCAGUUGUCUUCGCCCCGGAGUUACAGGGAGCGAGAAAAGUGCCGUGAUCCAUGGCGACCCACCGAAAUGGAAAGCAAUAUCUGCAACCUGAAUGUGUGUCCUGGUGAUACGUAUCAGGAUACCGGCACGAAAAGGAGGACAGGAGCUUCCUGCCAGGCGUUGAGGCAUGCGGUUGCCUCGUUGAACCGAUUGGAUGACUUUUACAUGGAGAAGAUCGGCGCGGGAUUCUUUUCGGAAGUCUUCAAGGUUACUCACAAAGUGACGAGUCAGGUGAUGGUCCUGAAGAUGAACCAGCUGCCCGCGAAUAGGCCAAACAUGCUGAAGGAGGUUCAGCUGAUGAACAAGCUCAGCCAUCCGAACAUACUCAGGUUCAUGGGAGUCUGUGUACACGAGGGUCAGCUGCACGCUUUGACAGAGUACAUAAACGGCGGCAGUCUGGAGCAGCUGAUCAUGUCGAGGCACACGCCUCUUCCGCAUCUGAUCCGGAUGAACCUGGCGAGGGACGUGGCGCGUGGCAUGACCUACCUUCACAGCCGUGGACUCUUUCAUCGGGAUCUCACGUCGAAGAACGUACUGAUCAAGAAGGACGAGAACACGUCGGAAAUGACAGCGGUGGUGGGCGACUUUGGGCUGGCCGCGAAGAUCCCUGACCCCAGUUCAGGCUACAGGCUGAGCACGGUGGGCAGCCCCUAUUGGAUGUCGCCCGAAUGUCUCAAGGGUCAGUGGUACGAUCACAGAUCGGACGUUUUCUCGUUCGGCAUCGUGGUCUGCGAGCUGAUCGGCCGCGUGCCGGCCGAUCCGGACGUUCUACCACGGUCAGAUAACUUUGGCCUCGAUUACCUGGCCGUGGCAGAGAUCUGCGCGGCAGCUGAUCCGCCGCCAGCCUUCCUGCAGCUCGCCUUCAAUUGUUGCACUUACGAGCCAAAAUCGAGACCGACCUUCCCGGAGAUUACCUCGAGCCUGGACACGAUGAUAAGCAACUACGAGGAGGUAUCGAAGAACAACAUCGGGAAGCGUCAAUCCGUGGACCCCGCUCUGAUGUCCAGCAUGGACGAGAUCACGCGAGAGGGACGGCCUAUGAAGCGUAAGACUGCUCGUCUGAGGAGUCAAUCGGCGGAUGCGAGAGGCUGCGACAACGCGACGCCGUCCGACAAAGCGAGAUGCCAUUCGGCGAGAAGGGUGGCAGAGCUGGCAAGCAGAAGAGACCCGCAUUACAGACCCAUGACGGCUAAUCCGUUCCACGCGUUGGGUGGCGUGAAGAAAAUUCUCGGCGACCUGUUCUCCAGCUGCCUGGAGCUUCCGUCACUGGAGGACGUGAGGCCGAGCGUCACCGAUGCUAUCGCCAAGUUCAAGCCCGCGCAGAACGACAGUAUCGCGAAGAUCUUGAACAGGAAGAAGCCGAACUCGGAGCCGAGCAGUCCGACCGCGAGGAAGAAAUGGGAGAGAAAGGUGGCUACAAAGGUGGGCGCUGCCAGCUUGUUCACCCACCCACUUUUCCGGGACGGUUGGGAGCCGAGAAGGCGCGGCAGCUGCGAGUCGGGCUUUUGGAGCUGCGUCGGCGAAGAUCUCAGCCCGGAGCCGCCUAAUCGCCGACACACUUCCACUUUGAGCAGCUCCGCGGCGAGCAGUCUGUUUUUGUUGGACGAUCAUCGAACCAGCUCUAUCUACACCGACUCGUCGGAAGACAUAGCGAGCUUAGGCGGCGGCGACUCCUGCUGGGAGGAUAGAUUCGGUUCUUCCAGUAAAACCAUUUCCAAAAUCGUCGAGUACUUCGAGAGGAAGCAAGCGGGUAGCCUGCGACUCGCGGAUCACGAUUCUAGUAGGUUAACGUUGUUGAAGGCGAGCUUAGAGGGUCCUCUUCCACUGUGCAGCAUCUCGGCCGCGCAGAGGUUAGUCGUUUGCGAGGGUGCGGUGCGCAGCAAAUUACCCUUGUUUGACAAAAAGUGAUACGCGUCACUUGCGCGUCGUAGAGUUCGUUCCUUAGGGUUUCUUGGUUUUCUGCCGAUAUUUCUGCACCGCGCGAGACGCACGAGCGCGGAGGCGCCUACACGAAGAAACGCUUCGACAUGAGUUGUUCCACGGAAGAGUGACGGCAAUAUCGACGCGACGAAAUCUUGGGAAAGGGUUGCGAUCGAUGGAAAGUAGGAUCGAACGAUCUGGUCGCGCGCGAAAGAACAGCCGGUAGGAUCGAAGAACGAUUAUAUUUUUAUUCGACUCGGUGAUCGAAGCGGUUGAAGAAGGAACAGGGUCAGUAUUAACUAGUUUCGAGUAUCUGGUUGAAGUUCGAUGGAAAUAUAGUCAACUACGAGUUCAGCUGGACGCUUCUCUAAAAUCUAGUAACCCGACUGUGAUGUUUUUUGAUAAUCUACAUACAAUUAUUGACCCAUACGACUAUGUUUGAAGUUAUCGGCGCGAGUUCCUCUUCCGCGCGAGACGAUCGUUCGACAUUUCUCACCGCGUCCACGCAGUUUUAAAAACUUUUUACUCGAUGCAAUAGCCGAGAAAUUUAACGAACGAAAACGGUUCUUUCACGUUAGACACGCCGGAGAAUAUGUCAAUAGUGUUUUGCACGAAAAUGGAACGUUUCUUGCGUUGUAUAGAUCGGAAUACCUCGAAAUUUUCAAACGGCAACGUAUUUCCCUGAAAUAUACAACUUAGAGAGAAAAAGAUACGAACGAAAGAGCAAGGUAAAAGAAAUUAAACGUUUAAAGGGAUCGAGAGAAGCAAUACACGUUUCAUUUUGAGACUGCGGCAGCCGAAUGCCAGUAGAAACGCUGCUCAUGUUCUUACCUUUUGCAGUGCCUCGCAGUUCCUAGUUAGCCACCUCCGUCCUUACCCACGUCAGCCGACUUUUUACCAAUUACUAACGACGAUCAUGCAAAAUCGAAAUGUGAAUUUACCGGUUGUAUUCGUUAAAAACAGUUUUUAAUGCAUUACAAGUCCCAACAAUUGUCUCCUCUUACUUGGUUCGUCUUUCUACGCGUUACUUUCGGCGCCGAUAUCGGAGUUGACAUUGUUUAGCCGCGUUACUCUUGCAUUAAAAACGAGGAUGUCGAGGUAAACACCGCAAAUUACGACAAUGUACGAUAAAAGGCGGCACGCGUUGCCUCACGCGCAAUCAGAAUAUUUCAAAAGAUAACAAAAUUAUUUUAAUUUCCGUGUAUUUUUAAGACGCGCUUCGUACACGAAGCCUAGACAGAGGUGUCGUCGAGUCGUUGCCACGAUCUGUGUACGUCUUUUCCGUUCUUUUUAUCGAUUACUCGUCGUAUCGGUAUCGUCUCGCAGUGCCGUCUUUUGCGUGUACAGUAUCGUGUAAAUUGGCGAGAUAGAAGAAUUCGUCAAGGCCUAUGCUUAUACGAGUUUUUAAUUACAGUUUUGAUCGAGCGAUGGAUACUUCCCCAACGCGCGGCGUCCCGACGCCGCGAUCGGUCGUCGCGCGUCGUAGAUUAAUACUCAGGAUGCGAAACGAGACACAUAGUAUAUUUUGUUGACAGAGAUACCGUGUCCUGAAUAUUUUUGUUGAUAUAAACGAGUUGGGACGAUGGUCCACACACCGUGAAAAAGAGAGAGAGAAAGAGAGAGAGAGAGAGAGAGAGAGAAAGCGAGCGCGAAAGAGUGGGAGAGAAAGAGAGCAAAUGAAACUGAUCUAGUCAGUGUAUUAUCGUGGCGGCCUUAUCUUUUGUAUGUCGUAGCGCUAAUAACUUAAGUGUUCGAAAGAAAAUGAACAAAGCGUUAGAGAGGAUAAAGGUGAAUACAACCGUAGCCUGUACGAAAUCACGAUGUAUCGAGGCGGUUGAUAAAACGCGAAACGAACGAACGAACCAUUGGAAAUAACGUUUCAUUGAAUGUGUGCCGGAGAAGAUAAAUGGAAUUCGGAUUGUAAAUGACGAUUUAUCGAAUGCGUGAAUGCGUGUGCGUGAGUACCUAGAAGCGUAAGAAGUCGUGCGUGCUCGUCCACUGCCCUCUCGAAUUCGUGAUUCUGUCGCGUGAUGAAAUUACCUAGUUGUGCGAUUGGAAUUCGUUGACUCAGAGCUUAGUGGGCAGAGAAACGAACUCGAAAGGGCACGCGGGGCACGUUAGUUUUUAGUUGUGCUCUUCUACGCAGAUGCAGUAUCCUUGUAAGGCUCUUGAUAAUCAUCGAAUCGUUUUCGUAACCUUGGAUUUCCUUCGAUUUUCGUUGGUAUACGAGAUAAUCAGUCUUAGUCAUCGUAAAUUAUAACUGAGGGUACCCAAUGUCGAUUAAAAGUACGGUUUAUCUUCUAUCUUGUUAUUAUUCUCUUAUAUAUAUAUACAUUCUUGAAAGGAUACCGUAUAUGAGUGGCAGAGGACGUCGAAUAUAAUUUGGGUAGUUACUAUAUCGCGCAUCAGCGUAAAUCGUUUCGUCGCCCUGGUUGCGGGACGAGUCGAACCAAAUUUCUACUAGGCUAAUAGGCAACUAUACCUUUUUACUUGUCAGAGUUCGUUCACGGGUUCUACUUGAUAAGACUGCGUGUUUGUUAAAUAUGUAUGUAAGUAGUAAGUUCUCGAUAAUUCGCAGUCCCUUCUUCCUUGCCUAACGGAAUGCAACGUCGACCAGAAGUCAAGAAUUUUUGUUUCGCCCCGUCGAGCCGAUACGAAAAUAACCGAAACCUUACGUUGAACCCUUUGACGAAGCUUUUAUUUUCGAGUGUAUCGAUCGACGAAUAAGUCCCUUUAACUUUAGUCUUCCCAGUUAUCGAAACAAAUAUGUUAUGUACCUGUUAUUUUUGUAUCGAGUCGAUUAUUAUAGAGUGAUGCGUUCUGUUUCGACGCGUCAAUCGGUACCUGAAGAAACGUUGAAGCAAGGACUGCGAAUGGGUUAUUUUUAAUAGUCGCGAACAUAUCAGGAGUGGGCAUAUCCUGAAAACUUGGUUGCUCGUGAAAGGUGAUUGUCGAGGGAUUAGAGAGAGGGAGAGAGAGAAACGAGAGGUAGAAAUUCUGUCUGCAAAUGUAUAUGUGCGCGCGUGCGUGUGUGCGUGAAAGAGAGAAAGAGAUCUAUGGCGUGAGAGUGUUGUACCAGAGUACACGAGUAAAAGUACAUCGGACUUGUAAGACCGAGAGGCGCAUUUUUCUUCUUAAAGAGGGUUAUUUAUUUUAAGUAAAAACAAGUAUAUUAUAGAUACACAUAGAAGUCCACUUAAAUCAUCUCUUCCAUACUUUUGACUAUCGUCCACGUGAACCACCAUGAGCGUGGCUCGUGUAGGCACUAGCUGUACAUAUUAUUACGAGGAAAAAGAAAUAUAAUACUAUUUCAGCGAGUCGUUUCGCGAUUUCCAAGAUUGGGUCAUUAUAUACAAAGUGGGAUUUUUCGCUCUUAUGAUCGUCCGUUCGACAUAAAUAAUAAAACAGAUGGGGGAAACACAGAUGACGAUGAUAAUAACAAUUCUAAUAACUAAGAAUUAAUAACGGUAACGAAUGUGAGAAAAAAAAAACAGAUUUCA